Linum tenue is the source of this 342-nucleotide messenger RNA. NCBI's taxonomy places the organism in Eukaryota, Viridiplantae, Streptophyta, Magnoliopsida, Malpighiales, Linaceae. The record is from the annotation of a GenBank genome assembly.
GGCACCAACGGCCAGCCAGGCUGCAUCCGCUACUGCUCCGGCUUCUCCAUCUCUGUCGCCGGCGGCUGCGGCUCGGCUGGCCAGGUCGCGAGAUGGUCCAAGGAGAGAUUGACCGCCGUCGAUCACCCCCGGCGCGUUCUGAGCUACGAGAUGGUGGACUGCAACAUUGGGUUCAAAUCGACGGUCGAGAUCGUUCCUGACGGGACAGGGUGCGUGAUCGAGUGGGGGUUCAGCGUUGAUCCAGUGGAGAGUUGGACACUGGAUGAUUUGGUGCAGAAGUAUGAGUUGGUUCUGGUAUCCGCGGCACGGAAAAUGGAGGAUUCGGUUGGAUCUGUUGAGUAG